Alligator mississippiensis (American alligator) is the source of this 1155-nucleotide messenger RNA. RefSeq names its product sperm associated antigen 7 (gene SPAG7). The coding region runs from base 38 to 736 and encodes 232 amino acids. Lineage: Eukaryota; Metazoa; Chordata; Crocodylia; Alligatoridae. The record is from RefSeq and is a predicted model, not a curated record. The transcript is spliced from 7 exons. Gene Ontology annotation, molecular function: nucleic acid binding.
GGGCGGGGCCCACGGGCAGAGGUGGGGCGGGGCCAAGAUGGCGGAGCUGGACCUGCUUGGCUCCAUCCUCAGCGCCAUGGAGCGGCCGCCGGGGCUGGGCGACCAGGAGGCGCGGCGCCGGGCCAGGGAGGAGGCGGCGCGACUGCGGACGCUGCAGGAGCAGGACAAGCGGCACAAGGCCGAGUUCCGUAAGCGGAUGGAGCGCGAGGUGUCAGACUUCAUCCAGGACAGCGCCGAGCCACGGCGCCGCUUCGCCCCCAUGAGCAAGAUCGAGCGCAGCAUCCUGCAUGACGUGGUGGAGGUGGCCGGGCUGAGCUCCUUCUCCUUUGGUGAUGAUGAGGACACGCGUUAUGUCAUGGUCUUCAAGAAGGAGUUCGCGCCGUCAGACGAGGAGCUGGAGGCCUAUCGCCGUGGUGAGGAGUGGGACCCGCAGCGUGCAGAGGAGAAGCGACGCCUCCGGGAGGCAGCGGCCCGGGAGGCAGAGCUGGAGGCGGCACGGGGGCCAGCGGUUGUGAGUCCCCAGCACGACUACAAGGACAAGUACAGCCACCUCAUUGGCACAGGCGGCGGGAAGGGCGCUGCCCAUGCCAUGGAGGCCAACAAGGCCUACGGCUGUGUGCCUGUGGCUAACAAGCGGGACACGCGCUCCAUCGAGGAGGCUAUGAACGAAAUCCGUGCCAAGAAGCGGCUGCGGCAGUCUGAGGACGAUACCGCAGGCACCCCUGCACCCCCCUAGAGCCCAGGGGGGAGACCAGGGGGACCCCUUAGGAGGUGGGGGGGGCUUAAGGGCCUUGCCAAAUAUGCUGCUAUGUCAGGACUCCUCUGAGGGGCAGGGGGUGGGAAGGAGACCUCCCCCCAGUCCCUUGGUGGGGGGGGACGGUGUUAUGUGGAUUUUAAUUGGUUUUAGUGGCUCUAGGCGCUGGGCGGGGGGUUGAAUGGCAUACUGGGGAGUGAGGGGUUAAAUGGGGUGGAGUCUGGAGGAGGGGCAGAGUCUAGUCCACAAUGUGGAGCUCCAGAGCUCUCCCCUCAUCCCACCAGGGUAUAAGCGGGUCCCUGUGUAGGUUUGAUGGGGGGAUCCCUUUUAAAUGCUGAUUAGAGGGUGGGGCUUAGAGGACUGCUGUGUUGACCCCCAAUAAAUUACCUGUUUUACCAUGA